AUGGCAGACAUGUCUUACGAAGACACUCAACAUCUCCUUGAUUCUAUUGCCAGCACGAACUUCGACCAGCGUCUUAAUGACCACAUGGAUGGUACUGAGGAAGUUGACGAAGAUACCAAGGUUGAUAUGUUCACGAGUCUCAACAAUUCCGCCUUCCAGAACCCUCAGGCCCAAUAUGGAAUCGACGACGAAGCUCUCCUAACAUCUAAUCCUUUUGAAAAGGAGUUCAUGGAGGCAUACCAGGCAGAAAAUGCUCGGACUCAGACUUCUUCAGGGUCCGAUGCACAGUUGAGUGGGCCUAACAAUAAUGGCAGUACUAUCGCCGACGAUGAUAGUCAAGUUCCUGUCUCUUCUGCUGUCACACCUGCGACUCAGUUCUCUUCACCUAUGAAUCCUGAGGACUACUUGCCAGAGUCAUUCCAGACACAGCCAUAUCCGCCACUUAAUAAUCAGCCUCAGUCUUACCCUAUCCCGAUGGGUCAGUCGUUCUAUGACCAGCCGGCCCUUCAGCAAAUGCAGCCUUUUCCCGUACGACAACCCGCUGGUCUUGGCGGACGUCAGAUUAGACGAACCCGAUACCCCCAGCAGCAACUCUUCUUCUCUAUGAACAGUCAGCUUCAUCAACCUCUCCCGGGGCCAGUGUCUCACCCAGCCUUCCAAGUCUCGCAACCUCACAAUCCCCUCUCUCAAGCACCACCUCACAAAGGCCCUGCCCCCAACGAACCAAUCCGUCACAAGAUCCCAACCAACCCAGCCAACAUCAACCCUCACACUUUAGAGCAGCAGUCACUCCUCUCAGAGCUGCAGCACUUCACCCACGAGUACCAGGGCUACAUCACGAACCCAGUCCAAGCUCGCCAAAUAGGCAAUCUCUUCCUCUCCCUCGCACACCAUGAAGUAACGGUCACACCGCCAGACAUGGAUCCCACAUUCCCUCGAACCAACGAAGCGUAUCGCGCCCGUGUGCAGGAACUCUUCAUGGCUAUCGUGGACUGGUCGAAUCCGAGGGGAUGGCGAACGAAGAUGGGGUCGAAGCUUGCUGUGCAGUGGGUUGAAGAGGUCACGGCCUAUCGAAAGAGUGUUGGACUUUCUGUUGAGCCGUCUGAUAUGCUUGAUCACCAAAUCGAACCUCCUAUUGAUAGGAUGCCUCCUGUGAAUGAGCAGUGGAAGAAUGUUGUUCACCGUCAGUUGUCCAACAUUGAGAUUGAGAUUCUUAGCUCCAAGAUUCUCGACAACAAGGUUUUGAUUCACUCAGCUCUACGCUCAUCUUGGCUCUCCCGAAUCACCAACUCUCCAGUUGCCGAGCUUGUCCGCAAAGAGAAUAACAAGGCUGGCAAUGACAAGAAGCGAAAUGCUGCCAGCCGUCUGAGUGGCAAGGGUGGCAAGAGACCUCAGAAUGAAGAGAGUGAAGAUGAAGAAGUGGGCAGAAAGACGAAGAAGAAGCGGCACUGA
This is a messenger RNA of Fusarium subglutinans, 1452 nucleotides long. RefSeq lists its product as uncharacterized. NCBI's taxonomy places the organism in Eukaryota, Fungi, Ascomycota, Sordariomycetes, Hypocreales, Nectriaceae. The transcript has 3 exons. Bases 1 to 1452 code for a protein of 483 amino acids. The record is from RefSeq and is a predicted model, not a curated record.